Molecule: messenger RNA, 2040 nt
Organism: Panicum virgatum (switchgrass)
Lineage: Eukaryota; Viridiplantae; Streptophyta; Magnoliopsida; Poales; Poaceae
Product: UDP-glycosyltransferase 73E1-like
Exons: 2
Coding region: 165-1709 (514 amino acids)
Molecular function (GO): UDP-glycosyltransferase activity
Source: RefSeq, a predicted model, not a curated record
UUGUACCAGCGCAUACCAAAAGCUUGGACAAGACCGCACCUGCUUCGUAGGUAACAUGCGCUGCCACUAGAAAGAAGUCAACAGCACAACAGAGCAAGGAAACAGCACUCAUUGUGUCCUCAAGCUAGCAGCUCGGCUCCUCGGCCUCGACGACGACCGCCAGGAUGACGACUGGCCAAGGACAAGCAGCGGCCCUAGCCCGGGGAGACGCCGAGGACGACGCCGGCGGUUCCAAGGCGGCGCACUUCGUGUUCGUCCCGCUGAGGGAGCAGGGCCACCUGAUCCCGGCCGUCGACACCGCGCUGCUGCUCGCCACCCACGGCGCGGUCUGCACCAUCGCCGCAACCCCGGCCACGGCCGUGCUGGUGCGCCCGGCCGUCGAUUCCGCCCGGCGGUCCGGCCUCCAGGUCCGGCUCGCCGAGUUCCCGCUCGACUACGCCGCGGCCGGCUUGCCGGAAGGGGUGGACGACGGCGACAGCAUCCCGCCGAUGCACAUGUGGAACUACUUCCGCGCCAUGGCGCUCCUCCGCGCGCCGAUCGAGAGCUACCUCCGCGCGCACGCGCCGUUCCCGACCUGCGUCGUGUCGGACUUCAUCCACCCGUGGACCACGGAGCUCGCGGCCAACCUCGGCGUCCCGCGGCUGAGCUUCUUCAGCAUGUGCACCUUCGGCCUCCUCUGCCAGCACAACCUCGAGCGUUUCCACGCGUGGGACGGCGUCGAGGACCCCAACGAGCCGGUCGUCGUGCCGGGGCUGGAGAGAAGGUUCGUGGUGACGAGGGCGCAGGUGCCGGGCUUCUUCCGGGGGAUCCCGAUCCCGUGCUGGGAAGAGUUCGCCGACUACGUCGAGCGCGCGCAGGCCGAGGCCGACGGCGUCAUCGUCAACACCUUCGAGGAGAUGGAGGCGGAGUACGUCGCCGGCUACGCGGCGGCCCGAAGGAUGAAGGUCUGGACCGUCGGGCCGGUGUCGACCUACCACCAGAGCCGCACGACGCUGGCGUCGACGCUGGCGGCGAGGGGGCUGCGGGAGUCCGCCAUCGACCCCGAGGAGUGCCGCCGGUGGCUCGACGGCAAGCCGAGGGGCUCCGUCGUGUACGUGAGCUUCGGGAGCAUCUCGCGGGCGGACGCGAAGCAGGCCGUGGAGCUCGGGCUCGGGCUGGAGGCGUCGGGGCACCCGUUCGUCUGGGCGGUGCGGGACGCCGACGGGUACGACGAGGCGGCGCGCGGGUUCCUGCGCGAGCUGGAGGCGCGCGUGGCGGGGCGCGGCCUGCUCGUCCGGGGAUGGGCGCCGCAGCUGCUGAUCCUGUCCCACGACGCCGUGGGCGGGUUCGUGACGCACUGCGGGUGGAACUCGACGCUGGAGGCCGUCGCGGCGGGGCUGCCGGUGGUGACGUGGCCGCACUUCACGGACCAGUUCCUGAACGAGAAGAUGGCCGUCGAGGUGCUGGGCAUCGGCGUCAGCGUCGGGGUCACGGAGCCGCUCACGUACCAGGCGGUGCCCAAGGAGAUCGUGGUGGGGCGGGGCGUGGUGGAGGCGGCCGUGCGGAGCGUGAUGGGCGGCGGGGAGGAGGCGGAGGAGAGGCGGCGCCGGGCGCGCGCGCUGGCGGCCAAGGCGCGGGCGGCCGCGCAGCCGGGCGGGUCGUCGCACGGCAACCUGCUGGACCUGGUCAAGCGAUUCCAGCCGCCGGGCGCGGCCGUGCCAGAGGUUUAGCGGCAACUCGUCUCGUCCGUUGAGAUUUCAGAUUGGUCCCAGAAAUAAAUCCGGAGUGGUUGUGUGAUUUUGGCGUUUGUUGUGGUGCUUCCUGGAAUUGGGAAGCAUCUCGACAUGUGGACAUCCGAGUUCAGCCGGCAAUAUGGUGGCUGCUUCCUAGCUGCUUCUGCUUGCCUCCUUCCGUGGUUUCUGCUCAUCUGUGUCACUGUCUAUCUGAUGCCUCAACUAUGCUCAAUUUUUGUCGGCCAUCAUAUCCAUCAAACUAUGGAUGUACUUCCGUAAAUAGUACGAAUAUUUCCGAUCGUAUUCAAAUUUAAUUUGGUUUGGAAGA